Messenger RNA from Ostreobium quekettii, 1203 nucleotides. The record is from the annotation of a GenBank genome assembly. NCBI's taxonomy places the organism in Eukaryota, Viridiplantae, Chlorophyta, Ulvophyceae, Bryopsidales, Ostreobiaceae.
AUGUGGGGGGGGGGCUUGUUGAUGCUUGGGAGGCGAUCUGCCGGUUUGGCGCCCCGGCCGCUUUGUGAGAUGCUGGGGACAAGGUCGCGCGGCGGCCGCGUGCCUCCCGGCGCCCGACUCGCCGGAAACAGGGUGCUGCGCAAGGUGUGCCGAAGUGGGAAGGGAUUUGGGAACCCAUCUUCGCCAUCAUCCGUCCCAAGGAAGAAAAGAGCGAAAGGAGAGAAGCAACGAGGGAAGAAGAACAGCACGGCAGAACAGGCUGCUUUGGAUGCACUCCAGACUGGUAAAGGACCCAAAGGUGUGCGACCAGUAGAUAUUGAGGAAGCAAGCAAAGGUCGGCUAGAUUUUGUACAGGUCAAAGACUGGGGAACGGGCAUGCCUGAUGAUGUGGGGAAGCUGGAAGUCAAGUCGUUCAAGCCUGUAGUCCAGGAGUCUGACCUGCAGCCAUUCUAUGAACGUCUGGCUAGGAAGCUGGAGACGUUGCAGACACAAGGGGCGUUGAACAUUGCCCAGCAGAAGCCGAUGCCUCCCUUUGAAAAGUGGAGCUUUGGGGAGCACAGAUAUUGCUCAUAUAUCUGCGACCAACAGCACGUUCACAAUGCACUUGAAACAGCAGUGGAAACCUGCACCAAGCACAGCGCAGUUGUGCGAAAAGAUGACACAACAAGAAAAGAAGCCCAAACGGAGAGCGCCCUCACAAUGCUGCACCAACUUUUGGAGACUGAAGGCCUGGCAAGAUCACAGCAGUUUGGCCAAGACCUUGCAGCAAUGAUGGCAACGCAGGACACAGAAUGUGGGGCACAGCUGCCCUCUCCUUCUCCAGAGGCAGUUGCAUAUGCACGGUACCUUCAACAGUUGUCAAGGACAGCAACUUUGGAUGAGGAAGACGAGGAGGGCGAAUCCGACAGAACCCUUUGCCGCCUAAUGGCCAAUGGCUACACGAUCAUGAUCACACAUCUGACAACAGGGUUCAGAAUAGGUGCAAGGGCCACUGAGGAGCUUGGCUUAUUAACUCGAGGUGCAACCAACGCAUUUCAGUCAUACCCUGAGUCCACUGGAAACCCAUUGGAAACAUUCGUUGAAGGCAUGAACAGAAUCGGCCCCACACUGACCACGGAACAACAAGAACACAUGUUCGAGGAGCUGGCGCCUGCUUUCACAAAGACAGCUUUGCUUUUUGUGGCACUGGCUCAUGAGGACUGA